UAGUUAAGGAAGGGAAGGGUUACAAAUCUCCGAAAGAGGGUGAAACGGUAGUUCUGGAUUUGGAAGUUAUUCGAAACAACGAAGUUGUUAUAGAAAAAAAGGAAUUUGAAGCUGCACUUAAAGAAGAUGAUAAACUUCCUAAUGGCGUUGUUCAAUGCGUUAAAAAGAUGAAAUUAGGAGAAAUUUCCUUAAUAACGUGCGCAAAGGAAUUGGCCGGGUCUCAUUUUGCUGUGGAAGAUGAAAGAAUUACUUUCCGAGUUAAGCUUCUCUCGUGGACUGAAGAAGUUGAAGUAAGCGAGGGGAUUCGCAAACUUAUUCAUGCACCUGGCGAGGGUUACAGCACCCCCGGCUUGACCUCACUUGUUAAGAUUACUUAUCAACUUCUUCCAGAAGGCCCACAUGAAGAAUUGGAGUUCACGCUAAUAAGCGGAACUGUGGAGUACGGCGUUACAGAGGCCCUUGAGGGCAUGAAAAAAGGCGAGAAAGCUACUAUUAUAGUACAACCCCCCCAAAGAGAUGCUUCUGAUCCCGCGUUGGGGGAGCUGCGCGUGCUCGUGUGUUUGAAUGAUUUUGAGAAAGAAAAAGAUUCAUGGGAGCUUUCUCGCGAAGAGAAGUUAUCAAGGGCUCAAGAGCUUAAGGCCAAAGCGGGCGAUCUUUUCAAUACCGGGAAAAUCCGGCUGGCUGCUCGUUGCUAUGAAAAGUGUGUUAGUUUGGCAGAUGGCGGGUCUUCCAUGGACAACGACGCGCAGGAAGGAGAGAUGAAACAAUUAAAGUUAUUAUGCACUUCGAAUCUUUCUCUCUGCCAACUGAAACUGAAACUUUAUAAGAAGGCUAUUGAGAACUGUACAAAAGUUCUUGAAAAGGAUAGUAAUAACGUAAAAGCACUUUUCCGACGCGCACAGGCGCUUUCCGAACUCUCCGAAGAGUUGGAGGCUAAACAAGAUUUGGAGAGAGCGAAAGAACUUGAGCCGGAUAAUAGAGCGGUGGCCAUGGAACUUCGUAAAGUCUUAAAGAAAAUUAAAAUUCAGGAUGAGAGAGAAAAAGAGAUCUUUUCGAAUUUGUUUAGGAGUUAA
Zophobas morio is the source of this 1073-nucleotide messenger RNA. RefSeq lists its product as uncharacterized. The record is from RefSeq and is a predicted model, not a curated record. NCBI's taxonomy places the organism in Eukaryota, Metazoa, Arthropoda, Insecta, Coleoptera, Tenebrionidae. Gene Ontology annotation, molecular function: protein binding; peptidyl-prolyl cis-trans isomerase activity. The coding region runs from base 168 to 1073 and encodes 301 amino acids. The transcript has 9 exons.